Molecule: messenger RNA, 1238 nt
Organism: Galleria mellonella (greater wax moth)
Lineage: Eukaryota; Metazoa; Arthropoda; Insecta; Lepidoptera; Pyralidae
Exons: 5
Coding region: 62-1126 (354 amino acids)
Cellular component (GO): extracellular region
Source: RefSeq, a predicted model, not a curated record
AUCUGACAUCAUUGGCAAUUUUAUUAUAAGCAUUUACUGUGUAGGUUAUUUAACAUAAAUAAUGUCCGCGUUUAUAUUGAUUUAUUUCUUUAUUGUAUUGGAGAAAAUUACAAGCCAUCCAAACAAUUUAGCAUGGACCGGGGGUCCCAUUCAUUCAGAAUGUGAACAUAGCGCAAAUUUUCUUGUCGGAAGUGAACAAUAUGUGAACGAUAAUGUGAUAGUUACCAAAGCUGUUACAUACAAAGAUGAUAUCUACGUUAUUUCUCCCAGAUUCAAACACGGUGUGUUAUCAACUGUAUGGCAACUGGUGAAUGGACGACGUGGACCAGAGUUGCAGGUCUACCCAGCACUCAUCCACAAUAAAAUUGGAAACUGUCAAGCAAUACAAAAUGCCGUCGACCAGCAUCUUGACCACUUGGGUAACUUAUGGAUACUGGAUACGGGCAUAGUGGAGAUAAUGGAAUCGCCACGUUGUAUAUGUCCAGCCAAAAUUGUGGUUAUCAAUACAGUCCUGGGAAAGCUGACUAAGCAUAUAAGCCUCUCAGCGCUGACAGACUCAUCGUCACAACUGCAGAAUUUGGUUGUGGAAUAUGAAUUAGGAGUGAAGCCUUUUAUAUAUAUAUCAGAUUCUAGAAGAGGUGCGAUACUCGUUCAUGAUGUUAUAUCUAACACUGAAUGGACUGUACUAGCAUGUGCCCCAACAAGUGGUUUACAGUUAGCCCUCGUAAAGAAAGGGGCUACAAAUACUGUUCUAAUACUUAUUAGACUACAACACCAAGGAUUGUUAGAAUUAGACACAGCAACCCUACGAAGAAAAAAAUCACCUGCUCCCGUUAGAGUAUUCGGCGAACGUUCUAAGCGUGUAGUCCUCCUUGGAUUCGACGCUCACCACGUUUAUUUACGACACGCUGAAUGUGCAGAUGUGCUGUCUUGGGACGCUCGUAAUGCAUACAACGCAUCCAAUCUUAUCAACAUUCACUCCCCAGGACCAAGGUUGACGCCCACCUCGGUGACUGUCAACCCUUUAAAGCAGGUUCUAAUAGUUCUUGAUUCUAAUUAUGGUGACACUAUUCGCAAUAGUAACCUGCCUACCUACCACAGAAUCACUUUUAUUGGGAAAAUUUAAAUACCCCUACAUUAUAUGAAUUUGUAUGUUUUAGAAAGUAAAAACUAUUAAUUUUAAUAUUUUCAUUAUUAGUCAUAUGUUCAUUUGAUGACAUAAAAGUGGAUAUUAUAAA